Messenger RNA from Sarcophilus harrisii (Tasmanian devil), 3922 nucleotides. Its product is annotated as zinc finger protein 420-like. Bases 398 to 3241 code for a protein of 947 amino acids. The transcript has 5 exons. NCBI's taxonomy places the organism in Eukaryota, Metazoa, Chordata, Mammalia, Dasyuromorphia, Dasyuridae. The record is from RefSeq and is a predicted model, not a curated record. Gene Ontology annotation, molecular function: RNA polymerase II cis-regulatory region sequence-specific DNA binding; DNA-binding transcription factor activity, RNA polymerase II-specific. Gene Ontology annotation, biological process: regulation of DNA-templated transcription.
GCCAGAAGCGCAGGUGGGGAGGGGGAAUGAGCCCCGCGCCCGGAGGAGGGGAGUGCGCGUGCGCGCGGGCCGGAAUGCGCAAGCGUGAUCCCUAGUGCCCAGAUCGCUGCCCGCUCUUGCCAGCGUGGGUGUGUGGCCCCGCGCCCCCUCCGUGUCUCUCUCUCUUCCUGUGCCUGUCUCCGUCUCCGCGGGGCUUUCUGUCGCUCACUGCCCGGGCCGGCACGCGCGGUGCCCCGCUGGGGGGCCGGGGUCCGAACCCAGAGCCUGCCGCCCGAGCCCAGCCGGGUCUCCUGGAGGCUGACGCCGCUGUCCCUGGUCUGGCGGGGAGGGAGGCGGCGGCGGCCCUGUCCCGUCCCCGGGAUCCGGCGCCCGCGGGGACCGCGCCCCGCUCGGCGAGAUGGACCCGGGCCCCGCCUCCGAGCAGCGGCCGACGGGAAAGCGAGGCCCUCCGGCCCGGGGGAGGGGCCGGCCCCGCAAGCUGUGCGAGCCCCGAGAUUCUGCUGCCCCUCAAAAGACAAGCCAAGCCCGGCCUGAGGAGGGAACGACCGCUGGGCUGCGGAAAUCCGCCAGGGCCCUGGAGUCCAUGACCUUCCAGGAUGUGACUGUAGACUUUACCCAGAAGGAAUGGAGGCAGCUGACGAGAGACCAGAAGAGCCUGUACCGGGAGGUGAUGCUGGAAAACUAUGAGAACUUUGUUUCCCUGGGACUUCCCAUCUCCAAGCCAGAACUGAUCUUGAAGCUACAAGGUGGGGGAGGUCCAUGGACACUGUUGGAGGGAGAACCCAGAAGCCCCUGUCCAGAUCGGGAGACUCAAUCAGAGACGAAGAAGAUAAUCCCAAUACAGUGCACUUCCCUUGAAGACACAACCCAGGAAAAACUCACAAAGGGUGAUCCCUGGGAUUGUAAAUUUGAUGAAGAUGGAAACUGUAAAAACAACUCUGACAGAUGUGAAACUAACAACUAUGAGAGAGAUCUGAUGCAAGGAACUCAGGAUAAAAUUUUUAAUAAGGUCAAGGACUACAAAAUUAAUGAGUUCAUGAAAAGUUUUGAUCAAAAGUCAAUCCUUGAUACACAAAGCAAUGUUUCUUCAGAAACGAGUCUUUGUAAAUCUGAUAGUUCAGAUUUGAGUGAUCAUAAUGGAAUCUCCUCAGGAAAGAAACCCCAUAAGGACAAUGGAUGCAGUAAAGCCUGCAGUGACUCCUCAGACCUUAAUGAAGAUCAAAAAACAUGUACUGAAAUUGGCAGUGCUCUUCAACAGAGGAGAUACCUUGCUCAGUGUCACAGAAAUCAUUCCUGUGAGAAACCAUACAUCUGUAGAGAUUGUGGAAAAACCUUCAGUCAGAUCACACACCUUAUUGAGCAUCAGGGAAUUCAUGAUGGAGAGAGACCCUAUAAAUGUAGUGACUGUGGAAAAGCUUUCACCAAUAGUUCAUCGCUGAUUCUACAUCAUAUAAUUCACAGUGGAGAUAAACCCUAUGAAUGUCAUGAAUGUAGGAAGCUCUUCAGCAAUAGAACAGGACUAUUUGUACAUCUGAGAAUUCAUACUGGAGAGAAACCCUUUCAGUGUAACAUAUGUAAAAAAGCUUUCAGCCAAAAAGGUGACCUUUCUCGACACCAGAAAGUUCAUACGGGAGAGAAACCUUAUAAGUGUAACGUAUGUGGAAAAGCUUUUAGCCAGCAAGGACAUCUUACUGCACAUCAGCGAAUCCACAAUGGAGAAAAACCCUAUAAGUGUAAUGAAUGUGGAAAAGCAUUCAGCAAUAGCUCAUCCCUUAUUCUACAUCACAGAAUUCAUAGUGGAGAGAAACCCUAUGAAUGUCAUGAAUGUGGAAAGCCUUUCAGUAAUCAUGCAGGCCUCAUUGUACAUCAAAGAAUUCAUACUGGUGAGAAACCCUAUAAGUGUAAUGUAUGUGAAAAAGCCUUUAGCCAGAAAGGUCAUCUUUCUGAACAUCAGAGAAUUCAUACUAGAGAGAAACCCUAUAGUUGCAAUAUAUGCAAGAAGGCUUUUAGCCAGAGAGGAGAUCUUUUUCGACAUCAAAAAAUUCAUAAUGGAGAGAAACCUUAUGAUUGUACUGAAUGUGGAAAAGCUUUCAGUCAGAAGGGAGACCUUACUAAGCAUCAAAGAAUUCAUAGCGGUGAGAAACCUUAUAAAUGUAACAAAUGUGGUAAAGCCUUUAGCAUCAGCUCCCAGCUCAAUAUGCAUGAAAGAAUUCAUACUGGAGAGAAGCCCUAUAAAUGUAAUCUAUGUGAAAAAGCCUUCAUCCAAAAAGGACGUCUUACUGAACAUUACAGAAUUCAUAAUGGAGAAAAACCUCACAAAUGUACUGAAUGUGGAAAGGCAUUCAGCCAAAUUACAUACUUGAGUCGGCAUGAGAGAAUUCAUACUGGAGAGAAACCAUAUAAAUGCAGUGAAUGUGAGAAGGCCUUCAGCAAUAGCUCAGCACUCAAUGUACAUCAGAAAAUUCAUACUGGUGUGAAGCCCCAUGUAUGUCUUGAAUGUGGGAAGGCCUUCCUCCAAGGUAUAGGCCUUAGUUUACAUCAGAGAAUUCACACUGGAGAAAAACCAUAUAAAUGUGACAUAUGUGAAAAGGCGUUCAGCCAGCGGGGAGACCUUUCUAGGCAUCAGAAAAUCCAUAACGGAGAGAAACCCUAUAAAUGUAGUGAUUGUGGAAAAGCUUUCACUCAGAGGGGACACCUUACUGAACAUCAGAGAGUCCAUAGUGGGGAGAAACCAUAUAAAUGUAAAGAUUGUGGUAAAGCUUUUAGCAACAGCUCACAGGUCACUCUCCAUUACCGAAUACAUACGGGAGAGAAGCCUUACAAAUGUAAUGAAUGUGGACAAGCCUUUAGUCGUCCAGGGAGCCUUAGUGAACAUCAGAAAAUUCAUUCUGUGGAGAAACCUUAUAAAUGUAGUGAAUGUGGGAAAGCCUUCAGCCGCAAUCUGUACCUUAGCCGUCAUCAAACAGUUCAUACUGGAGAAAAGUGCUAUCCUUGCAAUGAAUGUAGUAAAGCCUUUCGAAAUGGCCACUGUCUUACUCUACAUCAGAGAAUUCAUAGUGGAGAAAAACCCUAUCAAUGUAGUGAAUGUGGGAAAGCUUUUGGCAGGAAACUAUACCUAACUCAACAUCAGAGAAUACAUAGUGGUGAGAAACCUUAUGAAUGUACUACAUGUGGUAAAGCCUUCACUCGGUGUACAACACUUAUUCAGCAUCAUAAAAUUCAUACUAGAAAUAAACCCUAGAAAUUUAAGUUAGAUAUAUACUCUUAAACAUUACCUACAAACUUUUCAAUCAAAUUACUGUGGUACUGGACCAAGAGUAAAAAGACAGAUGGUGAUACCAUCUAUCUAAUAAAAAAUAAGAGGGAAAAAGAUUAGUGUUUUAUAAACUUAAAGUAGCAAGAAAAAAUGUAUUUGAUAAAUUUACUUGGGGAAAUUGAUUAGCAACAUAGCAGAAAAUGGACUUAGAACUACAUCUCAAGACUCCUCCUGAUCUGUUGCCUCAAAUAUAUAUGUAAAAUGAACUAAAAGUAGGGAGAGGGAUAAAACAGGAUUGUGCAGUUAUUUCAAUUGUAGAAUUAAGAAAAUGUUCUAUUAAAUAAUUACAAAGAUCAAGUUAAGAUGUAUUUGAGGAUAAAAAAAUAGAAAAGUAUGAAAGCAAUAUAGCCCAAGUUAAAGUUGAUAUUAAAUAUUAUUGAUAAAUAUGAAAAGAACAAAAUCUACAAAGGUAGGUCUUGGUAAACAAUGGAUAAAUGGUCAGUAGGUGUGAAGAGAUAAUUAUCAAAUUGCUAAUAACAUGGAAAGUAUUUUGUCUGUCAAAAUUAUAUAUGUUGAAGCACCAGCCCUGAAGUCAGGAGGACCGGAGUUCAAAUGUGAACUCAGAUACUUAACACUUCUUAGCUGUGUGACCCUGGGCAAGUCACU